AUGGCAGCCGCCCCUGGCAGACCAAAUGUUGCCGGGCCUGUCCGUGUCUUCGUCCGGCUGCGGCCGCCUGCGGAGAGGCAGACGAUCGAGAUGUUCGAGAUCAGCCCCGAACGACAAGGUGUUGUUACCAUCAAGGACCCAUUGUCAUCUGGCCGACGGGAGCACAGCUUCGAGUUCAACAUGGUCUUCAACGAAGAGACAUCGCAAGAUCAGCUGUUUAUGCCGGUGGCGGGAAGUGGCUGUGUCAUCGCCUACGGUCAGACUGGCUCGGGCAAGACCUACUCCAUCUUUGGCGAGGAUGAAAGCCCGACUGAGAGGGGCCUCCUCCCGCGAGCCAUGGAACGGCUGCUGCAUGGAUGCGCACAGAAGGCAAGCAGAGAUGGAGAGGAGUUGGACGGCAUCACAGUAAGCUUCCUGGAAGUCUACAUGGACCAGGUUCGGGAUCUCGGCUUCGGGAGCAGCAUGGAAGAUCAGGCAACUGAAGAUGCAACGCCCCGUAGAUCUUCGAGUGGUGGCCUUGCCAAAGAUGAUGGAGGAGAGCCGGCAGUGCAGAGACGGCCCAAGCUGAGACGCUUCGCCACGCAAGGCUCAAUCGCCGACAGAGACCAAGGGGGACAGAAUUUGGUGUUGCGAGAAACUCCGGAUGGCUCGAUCCAGGUCCAGGGACUUGCGCAGCUCAAAGUGCGAGACUUGGCCGACGUUUCACGCAUCGUGCGUGCUGGUCUAGCUCGUCGGGCGACAGCCUUGACGGAGUCCAACGUGCGCUCUUCGCGCUCGCAUACGGUCUUUACCGUGCAGCUACCCGUCACUACAGCGGACGGUGUGCCGACACAACUGAGCUUCGUGGAUUUGGCAGGUUCCGAGCGAUUGGCGAAAUCCAAGGCGGAAGGUCAGCAGUUCCAGGAAGCCAUGGCCAUCAACACUUCGCUCACGGCUUUGGGGAAGGUAGUCCUCGCCCUGGCGUCCGAUCCAAAGGUAGUGAGACACGUGCCAUACCGGGACUCCAAGCUUACCCGGAUUUUGUCUACGUCCCUCCGCACCCAGGUGUCGAUUCUUGCGACGAUUCAUCCUCGCGUGGAGGACUACGAGGAGUCGUUGAACACCCUCUCCUUUGCCGAUCGCUGCAAGAAUGUGGCGAGGCAGCCGCAAGUCAAGUACGUGACGGCUUCCGGCACCCAGAAGGCCAAGAUUGCGGACCUGCAGCGCCAGGUUGCUGAUCUGAAGGAGAAGCUACGCGAGGUCCACGCAAGCCGAAAAGCUGCGAAGACUGACGAUGUGGAUGAUGCCAUUGCGCAGGCUUUGGCGCUGGCGGCGGCGCCCAGCGCCGGGGGCAUGCGAACGGAGUCGAUGGCGACAGACGUCUCGGCCAGCGGCGGUGGCGAUGGUGCCCGACGAGCAGCCGACAAUCCGCAGCUCAACAUGCUGAUGAAGCUCCAGGACCAGCGCAAGCAACAAGGACAAGCAAUCCAGAAGUGCCACGCAAAGUUGGAGGAGCUGUCGAAGAAAAAGCAGGAACUUCUGCAGUCAGAUCCCCGUGACACUGAGGUCAUUAACCUGGAAAACCGCAGGAAUGAGAUGAAGCUGGAGCUCACGAAGUUGCAGGAGAAGAUGGACGAGUUCGUGAAGGAGAAGGCCAAGAACUUCCCAGAACAGCUGGAUCGCAUCCUGAAUUCCAGUGAUCUCGACGACGGCAACAUCAUCUUCAAAGGCCACGACGCUCUGGUGCAGGGCCAGGCGAUUGCUCCUCGAAUCGCCAAUGCGCUGGAGGAUGGCCAGAAGGACAUUGAAGACCAGGGCAAAGAGGGCUUGCAGGACCUGGUGAAGCGGCAGACGGAGGAGCUGAAGGAGGCGAAGGACGGCCUGACGGCUACGCUGAAGACCAAGUGCGAGACGAACCUGAACCUCAUUGAGGAGUACGAGAGCAUUCGACUCGCGGAGGAAGCUGGGCUCAAGGCGGCUCAGGACGAGCUGGACAGCCUCUAUUCUUUGGUCUUUCGCCUUGUGAACCUGAUUUCUGACACGGAGGAGGGUGCCUAUCCGGUGAUGAGGUGCAGAAGGGAAGCAAUCCAGGGGAUUCUGGAACAGGCAACGCCAUCUCUGAUUCUUUGA
This is a messenger RNA of Symbiodinium sp. CCMP2456, 2109 nucleotides long. The record is from the annotation of a GenBank genome assembly. NCBI's taxonomy places the organism in Eukaryota, Dinophyceae, Suessiales, Symbiodiniaceae.